This is a messenger RNA of Pocillopora meandrina, 19364 nucleotides long. The record is from the annotation of a GenBank genome assembly. Lineage: Eukaryota; Metazoa; Cnidaria; Anthozoa; Scleractinia; Pocilloporidae.
UUGGGGUAGCAACGAUCAAUCGGGAUUACACGUUCACAUACAAGGGAACAUAAAAGGUAUUUAAAUGUCCAGUGGCGCCAUAGAUCUGUUGAGCACUUAUGCUCGCUUAAAAUGUAUUUUCCUCGCUAAUCUACCACUAAAGGAAAAUCUGUCUCUCGUAAGAGGUAAUAAAAUUAAAGGAAUUUCUGAUAUCAAUUUCAGCCCAACAUAUCUCGAGAAGAUGCCACUUUGCGUUAAAAUUGAAAGCAAUCUUGACACGUUUUCCAGAAAGGGCGAUCGCAUCAACAAUAUGGGCUAAUGUUUUAAAAGCUUUGUUCUCGUGACAGGUGGUGUGUGGCAGACUGAAUAAGAAAGACCCCAAGUAAUUCAGACAAGGAUUUUGCUUAUGAUAAUUAAUGCUUCAAGAUAUUAUUAUUAUCAAUGCCUCAAGAAAUAUACCGUUUCCAUUUGGUUAAUGCAAUUCACUUAGGAAUGAUGUAAACAUUUUGAAAUCGUUAUCGAGUGUUUCGAUUGUAAAUAAACAACCACAGACGUCCCAAAAUUGGCCUUCCUUACAGGAUGGCGAUACAAAAUGUCACGAAAAUAAGAUAUCAGUUUUCACUUGGUCUAUGACAUUUUAGAUCCAAUGCUGGGGCAGUUUACAAGUCAUUGAAGAGUGUUUACAUGGAAAGUGUAUCUAAAACUAAAAAGGUAGCAUCAGGGUGUCAUUUUGGUACGAGCAUGAAAACAAUAACGCGCAUAAGUUGCUCAUAGAUUUCGUGACUUAUAAUCAAUAAUCUCAACAAAUGGUUUCAACGCUAUUUUCCGCCCAUUUACGAUGCAAACCGCUUUUGAAAAACAUUAUUCACAGUUAGCGUAAUUUAGGGUAAUUUAGUAUAACCAACAGAGUUGAUAUUAGUUAGCCCUUCGUUAGCCCUCGUCAGAGCGAAUGGAAAACCGUCCUCUGACUUAAAGAAAACCACAAAAUAUUUAAACUGAGAAAGAAAAAGAACGUUGAGUGCCAUAAGUGGAAAAGAUUAAAAUAAAUUGAAAAUGGCGAGCUUACGAAAUUGCGUAUGGAUGCUUUACAACGUACAACGUUUAAACUGCGAUUUUUUUUUUCACUCUUUUCUCGUUGCAGUAUCAGUGUUGAAUCAAAUAGUAAGGUCAAGGGGAAAAAAGGGAGUGAUAUCGCCUAAGGAGUUCUUUGAUAACGAUUUUCCUUGUCAGUACCAAAGGAAAUGUGUAAUGAUCAGUAUGGGUAAUAUGCAUACUGUUAGCAGGAUGUGAAGGGUCGAUAUCGCUUCAACCAGAAGUACAGCGUUUCCUUUCGUACAAUGACAUCGAAGCAAGCCUCGGAAAAUGUUGGUUAAAAUGAUUUUAUUUUACCACAUUAAUAUCGUAAUCUUAUGCCUUAAGCCGCCUGCACAAAGAAGGGAGAUGACGAAAAUUAUAAUACCAAAGCUAAUUAAGAAGAAUUUUGAACACUCAAAAAUACACCUGUCUCUUGAAGUGACGCGAAAAACACAUCUUCUCGGAAAUACUUUUUAAACCAUUUUAGCUAUUGUUGUUAAAGGAAAGGUGCUAAUGAUCAAUGCAUGGUUGAUUUAAUUGAUUCCGUUUUGUUUCUUUAUUACGGUGAACACCUUCCUUUUAUGGGACACUAAUUCUACUGCCAUGAAGGACCAUGCUGAUGGGUGGAAAAAUUCAACCUUUAGGCCUGCCGGCCAGCGGUUUUGUCGAGAUAACAACCUAAGGCAUCUCAAGGACCAGGGUUUUCUUAAAAAUCAAAAUAAAAACAUUGAAAUUGUCUCAAUAAAACUUCACAUGCGCAGAAGCGUUAUUAGGGAGUCUGUUCCUUGAUAAAGCGCAAUUCUGUUGACUAUGUUGUAAAUUAACAUAGAUAUUUAAAUGUAACUUAUUUAAUGACGGUGGAUUACUUUUGUUUUCUUGAUUGUGGUUUAUUCGAGAAAGCAGCCUUUUUGGUAAUUACACUUGUUUGGAAACUCACUACUUGGAAACAAAACCCCAAGUAACAUUAUAUAAUGCCUUUAAAAAACAAAAAAGUUACUUAAUGUAUUGCGAACCCUAGGUAAGGGUAAGCUUCUUAAAACAAACUGUGACGCUGCGUCGGUGGGAUUGUUAAAACAAAAUUUGGUUCAGUUUUAUAAACUGAGUUGAUAGUGUGAAAUAGCCUCCGUAAGGAGAUUUUUAAACUGAUGUUUUGAAUGUUAGCCUUUUGUCACAGCGAAUGACGGAGGAUAAACGCCUGAAACGUCAGCUUUAAAAACUCUACGCAAUCAAGAAUUCGUGUAGUUUCUGGCUUCCAACAAACGGAGCUUUCAUCAUGCAAAGUAAAAUAGUUAAACUCUCAGAAUAUAGUGAUAUGGAAUUAUCUGAAGCGUAAAGUUCUUCUGAAUUAUGCUGGACGGAGUCGCCGGAAGUAACUCCCUGAGUCUUGUUUCUCUACGCUGUGUGAUUGGUCCAGAAAAUUUGCGUCAUCCUCUCAACCAAUCAGGUGCAAAGUUUGGUCACCUGCUCUCAGCGCCCGCUACAGUUCAUGUAUUUUCUCGGAUAUUUACGUCUUCAGAUAUUUACUCUCUUUUUCGAUUGGCUGUUGUACUUCCUUUAGCCUUGGUUGAAUGUCAAUCAGCUAAAUUGCACUCUAAAAGUAAUAAGAAUAUUUGUAAAAGCUUGCCUACAAUUUUAAUUCGAAACUAUUUUGUGAAAAUGGCUUAAUUAAUUGACCUGACAAUUGUGGUGUCACGAAUCAGAUUCAAAUUUCUUAUUUCUCAAAUUUUCUUCUACCAAACCUGCCCAAAGGUAAACAGAAUUUAAAGAAGUCUGCCAGCCUUGAAGUCAAACGUCAGUAAUCCAAUGUUGCGGAAGACAAACUUUGCAUUCACAAUUUCCGUGUUUUCGUUUUUCGUAAAAUUCUUGGCCAAGUCUAUUUGCAUUAUUUUCCUAAGACGUCUGAAAACCGGAAAACAAAAUUCGAAGGCGGGAUAUUAUGACUGAAAGGUGUUACACAUGAAAAUGGUUUCAAGGGUUUGUUUUCAAAGAUCAUUAGUAAAAUGAGUCCGCUUUAACGAUCCAAAGCAAAAGGAUGUCAUUGUUUUGUCUUGUCUCACAUAACGGUUAAAAUUCUGUGCAAAAAAACUUCACCUUGGAGUACAAUUUGAACAUUUCAAUUCCGGUCGUUUCAUUUAGGACCUCUUGAGGAAUACCUAAAUUAGUCACGUCUCGAUUAGCUGUAAAAUGAAGUUUGCCAAGCGCUUGUCACGUUUAGGCAAUUCAUAAUAUUUUUCUAAGGAACAUGGUUAUUUCACUCGAACAAAACUCGUUUAUCCAGCUGCAGUUAAUUUGAUUUACAAUUUACGAGCCGACAAAUGCGUUAGAAUCUACGCAAACUGUCCCACCAAUCAAAUUCGAGAACGAAAAUGCAAUCGUUUUUACCAAACUACUCAGUUCGACGGUUUUAGGUUCAAAGCUGUGUUGAGUUCAGUCCAUCCUUCUGUUGGCUAAGGCGCUAUUCCAUACCAGGUAGUCGUUUCACAUUUUCUUUCUUAUCCCUGCAUAAAUAUUACACAAGGAAUUAUUUGUAAUCAAACGAUGCGCAAUUUUGCAUGAUUUAACAAACGCAAAAGCCAUUCAAUUCUUUGCGCAAUAAAUUUCGUGGUAUUUCCCUGUCAAAAGAAGGGUAAAAAUUGCAUAUUAUUGCAGUAUCUCUGACUUAUGUUCCAUAUAACAGUGGUUGUCCAAGAUCUCCCUCACAAUUAUGCCUAUUUCAUCAUCUUCUCAACUUUUAAUUUUGAACCCAAAAAGGUGGCUGUACUAACAUGUAACAAAGCACACCUCAGGAAAGAAGUGAAAAGUGAAAAUUGCUGUAUAUCAUUUUACCGCUAGGAUUUUUUUUUUUGGUGCUUAAAACAGUUUCAUUGCUUUGUUUUUAUACGAAGCAUCUUUGAUUUGAAAUAAUCCGUUACAAAAAACAUCAACAAUGAAUGUACAUUUUAGUAGAUUCUAAAUCAUGCUUUUCAAGAACGUUUGUGUGCAAAUGUCGGCUCCGUUCACGCAAACCAUGAGUUUUUGUCUUUGUUCAAAGCAAUUUCAAUUUUUGUUAAUUGUAAAUGUAACAUAACGUGUUGCAAAGCCGAACAAUUACAAAUUUACCUUACUGCUGUUCACGAAUGUUCGAUUAUAAAUGUCGGCUCCACUCUGUCUAGUCAUAUUUUUCUCUGCAAGGUCACCUGUAAUUUGAACAUAAUGCAUUUCAAAACAGGAUUGUUACGAAUUUAAUAUGUGAUAGGUAUUAUAUCCUGCAUUUACAAAAAAACUCUUCUCUAUGCAUUCGCCCUCCAUUCUAAGGGCUUGUUUUCUUGCGCAAAAAAAAUUUAAUUUUUUUUUAUUUCAGGCCGGCCUAUUUGUAAUUUAUACAUAAUUCGAGAUAGAGUCAUAUCGAAUUUAAAUAGUAACAGUCUGUAAAGUUCGCUCUUUAUUUAAUUUCUAUCACGCAUCGCCCACUCUGUUUUUUAGGAUUGCCGUUUCAUGUCCAAAGAGAAGGUUUACUCAAGUUCGAACGGUGCAAUUUACCACAAGUUGAGUCAGAGUAGCUCCUAAUCUUUUCUUAGCGGACACGUUUCAGUCAAGUUUGAUCAAGAAUCCUGAAUUUAAUCUGCAUUGUAAAGAGAGAGACUUUGUAAUCUUUAAGCACAACUCUGUUUACCUGUCCAAAUGACACAUAUUUGAUAUUGCAAUUUUGUACAUGCGAAAACAUUACUGUUUCUAGUGAACACAAUUUCACUGAUGCUGAGUUUUUUUAUUUACCCAUGCUACUCGUAUAUUCAGUCAUAUGUCAAAGACAUGCAAGUAAUUAAUGUUUCUCUUUCCGAGCAAUAACAGCGUUUAAAUAGUUAUCAGAGUGAGGCUUGACAGGCAAGCAACGCGUGCUAAGUAAUGCUUUACGAAAGUGUCAAAGGUAAUUAUUUUCUUGGGCUGACAAAGGUUCUCUGAACCUUAAAUGAGAUCUCAGUUUGAAAUAGUAAAAUGAACUGAGAUCUGUGGCUUCCUCGAACAAUUAGGAUUCGAUGAGAAUCAUAUCACAAAGUACUCUUUCAGAAAACAAUGAUUUUCUUAUCAAGAAUUUUCUCAGACAUCAAGAUUGAAUAUAUAUAUAUAUAUAGGCAAUGUUUUGCACCUUUCACACAAUGAUCUUAAAGAAAUUGGGAAAUUUACUCAGCACUUACUUCCCGCUCAAAACCUUCAGAAAAAGGCCAAGAAAGCUUCUUUAAGUUAUUUUGAGACUACAACUUUAUUCAAACAAGAUGCAGACGGAAGCGAAACAUUAACGAGCUUUUUGCGUGUAAAAAAAACCGUUCAAUCAAGAACCCGCCUUAGGCCUGAUUCAACUCAUUUAACAGAAAGAUUAGAACUUGCAGAUUUCCGUACAAAAUUACGAAAGUUAUUUGAAUCAUCGUAAAAUCUUAUCGUUAGUCUGAGUUAAAAAUCGUAUCUUGAAUGAAAGAAUGAUAUUUACCAGUUUGAAGUACUCUCCGAAUUACUUCAAACUUCGCUCGGAAGUCAACAGAUUCUACUUUCUAAUUUAUCGACUGAGUUGGUAAAUGAAAACUGGCCACCGCAAAGAGUUUCUGAAACUGUCCUUUUUUGUGCGUUAGCCCUUCAUCAGAGCGAAGAAUAGAAAGGUCUAUCGGCUAUUAAAAUAUCUGUUCCGAAAAUCGCCAACCGGAAGGGUUUUUUUAAGAACUAUUUUCUGAUUCAAUUCAGUGAUCCUUCAGGUCGAGAUUUUUCUCUUUCGAAGUGAUCUGGUAGCAUAUCCAUCUACUCUAAGGAAGAGCUUCCAAUAGGACCGCCAUCUUGAUUUUAUAGAGAUCAUAUCCUUCAUCAAAAUCGCGCGGGAUAAAUUCGACAGAGUACCAGGUCUGAAAGUAACAAAAUACAGGCCCUCGCGGGACAGGUAGUACAGCGAUUUGAUUGGUUGGUUUUAGAUGUCGGCACGAACCGCCUUAGUCGGAUAAUAAAGGGUUAAGAUGGCAAAGAGAAAUUAAAUGUUAAUCAAUACUCGGUGUACAAAGGAUUACCAGUAUUUCCUUGUUGAUCCUACAGAAGAUGUUUUGAUGAAUGAGAGGAAAAUUUGGAUUUUUCAUGCAGCUUUUGAGUUAGAUUUUCGUUUUCCUAAUUGGAUGAGAGCAGAAGUACUUUAUUCAGCUAAUUCCUGAAGAUUUCACUGAGCACCCAUAAAGACUAGAUUGUGGGAGACGAAAUGAAAAAAAUAUAUCGUACAAUUUGACACCUAAUAAUCGUAUACCUGUUGUUUAAAUUCACGCACCAAAUUUGCAUGUUAAUAUAUAGAACAAAGAAACCACGGAAUACUGACUCCAACGCAUAGAGGAAACAUUCCCCGUAAUACACGAACGUUCGUACACUCUUAUCGUCUGAUAGUUAUCUUGAUUAGGAACUCUCGUUCGGAAAUAAUCCAUGGUAAAGGGGUUCAUUUAUUUUCUUAUAUUUUUUUGUUCUUUAAUCCAGUUUUUGACGUGCUAAUGAGUUUUCUUUUGUGUUAAAAAGAGUCGCUCUGGACCUGCAUGUAGUUAAGUCAAUCAACUGUGAAUACAUUUCAAUGACACCUUUCAACGUUCAAAUGAUGCUAGCUGGGAUUAUGUCAGUCUAGUUCACACCGCUUCAGAUCACGCCGGUUUCAUUUACAUUUACAAAGUUGUUUCUCAAAGAAAAUGAGAUUUUCCUAGAUCUUAAUAUCGCUUUAAGUGAGAGCUACGUAUAGGUGAGCAUUAAACUCAAGUAUUUCAUACAUUUUAAAUUCGUUUACGUGAAACGCCGGCUUAACAAUUUCUGAAAAAUUGUAUUUACUUUUAGGAGUUUCGUCUUCAACAGGGAUUCAAGAUUAUAACAAAGAAGAAAAUGCCACUGUUUUUCAUAUUGCUGCUGUGUUUGCUCGGCGUCUCCGUAGCCAAUGAAGAAAAAGAGUGCGACAUUUGGCCUAAAGGGAAUUCAACAGCUGUGUAAGUGAAAAAUGUUUACAUCUGCUUACAACUAACGGACUAAAUGUUGACAGGCAUGCAUUUCUCAAGCGUGAAUAUUUCAAAUUCGUUCCUGUCACCGGGCAGCGAACGGGUUAUUAUCUAAGGUGUAUGUGUUGUGAGUUAGGUAAUAGGAACACAGUCAAAGUUCAAACAGUGUCAUUUAUUGAAAGGUAAAAUUCGCCAUAAGCGCCAUUCGCAAGGCAGGAACUCUUUGAUUUAAAAAUACUGUGUGCGUGGAGUAAUAUUGAACACGGAAGGAAGCGUUUCGAAGGUUUCGUGCUGAUUUUACAUCCAAAUAUACAGGGAAUUCCAAAGGGAAGCCUAUUUGUUAGGACACAUAAACGAUGUGAAAAAAAAAAAAAAAACAUGGCAAAGCUAAUAUGUGGGUUGGUUACAUGUUUGAAUUUCUCGAGUACCUUUCUCCAUCGUUGAUAUCAAUCUGCACUACUUUUCAUUCUUUUCUUCUCUUUUUAUUUUUAAUUAAGGAAGUUUAUCAGAUGAGGGACUUAUAGGGCUUUGAUAAUAAGGGAAUCAAUUAAAUCAAAAAUAAAUUUCGCCCUUUUUAGCACUUUUCACACAUCUAACGACAGCGAGAUUUAGGGUUAGGAUUUUCCUAACAUAAGCUUAUUGUUUCCUGGAGUCUAUUUUUUUAUUCUCUUUCUUCUUAAGCCUUUCAUUCCCAAGAUCUCAUUAGCAAUUCUCCUUACUGUCUGCCAUGCAAUUCUUACGAUGUUAUUUCUGAGAAUUUGGUCUCUGAUCGACUAAUAAUUCUGCAAUUGAUAUUGUUUCCUUAUUUCCAUAACGUUUCUGCUUGAUGACGUAUCGAUAUUGUAAAGAGAAAUACUGUCGUGGUCGUGGGAGUUUUAGGAUAAGAAACACUGACCUUGAAAACAACGUACUUUAAUACGAAAGUAUAAAUCAGGGACUAGAAAGACGAAAAAAUUUAACAAAAAUUUUGGCUCAAAAAGAAAUGUAACGUCAUACUUCCAUUACGUGCAAGGACUGAUGAACUUAAUCCUUACAGGAUCUAAAUUUUCUUAUACACUUUAAACUUCAAAGCGCCGACGUCGACACCAGCUUACUUGAACAGCAAAAUAUAAAUCAGAUUGAACAUGCGGAAAAUAAACUUGAAUUUCAAACACGGAAAUGUGACCAUAAGAUAAUAAAUAUUGUGCAAAUUGCAAAUUUUAACAACAAAACGUUUAUUAUUGAGUGUCUUUAUUUUUUACAAGACUGGGAAUGCUUGAAGCUUCUUAAACCCACGCUUUAGAUGAACCAAAGGAAAAAAAAACCGACAUCUAGCAUUGCUUUUCACCUGUGGCUUUGAAGGUUCGAACGCAGUUAUUUGUAGCGCCCAAUUGCAACCUGGUUGGGGAGGUUAGGAAGCGGGGGCCGUUGACAGCUAAAUUUUCUCAGAGCUCUUUUCCUGCUGAAUGUACUUGCUUUGAAGUCAAACUACGAUCUAUUCUAAUAGAGAUUUACUAAUCUAAUAGAGAUUUAUAAUGGCAUUGGAAACGAUAUAACACCGACGGUAACGCCAGGACCCAUCGUUGAUAUUUCUCUUAAACUGCUUUCUUUAUACUCAUACAAUUGUUAUAUGUUUUUGGGUUUUUUUUUAUGGUUAAUGUUUUUGCACCUUUCAAUAUAUUUUCAGCGAAAUAAUUAACCAAGGCUGCACUAGUGUUGUAUCGACGCUAUGUAACAACGCAACAGACCAUGUAACUAGCGUGUGAGUAAAUUUUAUUCAUACAUACUGAUUGUAAACAAUUCGAUUAUUAGUUGAAGAGUUUAUUCAGCCUCUAGUUUAUGCACCGAUCAAUGUAAGGGGGACGGGAAAUUUGAACCUUGCCUGGCUAAGAAUUUAUUUUAGGAAAGUGUAACGUUUUUCUAGCGGAGUACAAGUGCUAUGUCUUUACUUUUGGAGGUGUUUACAGGUAAAGAGUUCACUUUCGCGAGCGAAUGGCUCAAAAGAAAAGGUCUACAACGUUUAGGUGUUACAGCUUGGUCAAUGUGGAGAAAGUUACAGUCGCUGAUUUUGCCUUUCCAAAAAAAAAAUUGAUCUUCAAAUCUGGCACUUGGGCAGGGCAUUUGAACACAACUUUCUACCUGGAGGGGCGGGAAUUUGAACAAACCAAACUUCAAAAGUUAAUAUGCCCGGGAGUUUGCCCGUGGGGGGAAUGCUGAAGCUUCGAAUUGAUGGACGCAUUAGAGGGAGGACAGAUUCGCUCUCUAAGAUUAUCAUCUCCUAUAGACCAUGUAUCAGUGGUUACCCUCGUUUUACUUUUAUUUCACAGGCGUCUUUCCAAUAACAAAAUCGAACACUUAAAUGCAACCACGUUUGCUUGUUUUGAGAAUCUCAAAGAACUGUAAGUGUAUUUACGUAUUUACUACAAUUGUCUUUUGUCAAUGGCGAGACUUUGUUAACCGUUGUCAAAAGAUUUUUUCAGUUCUCUUAUCUCUUAAUUCCUUUAUCGUAUGUGGUAUUAUAAUCAGGAGUUUUUCAUUUUCCUCUUGAACAAUAUAUCAAGUAAUGCAAAGUAAAUUAAGGAGACCUGUAUUAAACAUCCUUUCGAAUUUUGAGGAAUAUUUUGUCUAAGUCCAAAAUUUGAUUUCUCGUCAUAGAUUUCAUCUCGCAAUGAUUUAUUUUCAUGUAAAUACAUAUGAAUCGGCAUUGUUCGAAAACCAGUAUGCUUAUGGGAGGUCAAAUCUUUCCAAAUUGUAAGGUUGAUAUAAAAAGGUACGAAUACAGCUUGAAAACUCUUAAAUUUCUCAUUGCAGAGUUCUCGACGGAAACCUCAUCUCUGACAUUCCUCCAGGAGCAUUUUCCGGUAAUGCCGCUUUAGAAGACUUGUAAGUUGUUUAUCUGUUUUUCAUUUUAUUUUUUGUAAAUAAUAACUUUGUCUUUCGUUUUGUGACUGAAACUCCCAUAUCCAUAAUUUUCACUGACACUGAGGAAAAUAUUUGUUUUAGUCUUUCCCACACAGAAACCAUGAAUCUGUUUAUUUCUGUCAAUAUACCGAAAAAUGGCUAGCAAUUAAACUCUUGACAAGCGAGUUUGUCUCGCCGCCUUCUGGGAAGUGAAUGCUCCUAUCACUUCCGAACUAGCCAAUCUCCAAGCGUGAAAAGCACUAUUUAGUUGUGUGGUAUAUACCAAUAUGGAUUAUUAUGCAAACUUGGAAUUAUUUUGUCAUUCAGGAAUCUUGAAUACAACAAACUAAGAGAUAUUUCUGCUGGAGCUUUUAAAGGACUUCAUUCAAUGAAACAUUUGUAAGUAACUUUCCUGUGCCUUGCUUGUUAGCGCUUUUCAAACAGAUGACGCAAAAACAAAACCAAAGAGAUCGCAAUAACCAAUCAGAACAGAGGUAGCUAUCGGUAAAGCGCGGGAACACUGGAGUGACUGCGCUUGAUUACCUUUCAGUUUUACUCUGUAUUGGUCGCGGGAGGGAUGGGAGGGGAGGUUGUGGGAGGUAGUGGGAGUGGGUGGCAUAAGUUUCGACCAAUCACAUAGUGAAAUAAAGAAAAGCAAAAUAAUGCUAUCUCAGAUCAGUUUCAACGCUCGAUUAAAAUAUUAUUUAAUUUUGGGAAGUUUGGGCAAAACUACAUACACGGUCCGAUCUCCAUGUCUUCGAGCUCCAAAAUAUUAAGAUAAAUCCAAUCAUUAAAUUCCAGCUGGCCGAAUAUUAAAAAAAAAAAUGUAUCACGACUGAAAAAAUAUCCAUCAACAAUUGCAGAUAUCUGAGCAGUAAUUCAAUCACGAGGAUUGAAGAGAGCUCGUUUUCCGGACUCAAGACGCUGACGGAAUUGUGAGUACAAAUUUAAGGGAAACUACUCAUAAAGUUUUAAGCAUUGCCAAGGUUUGUUUUCUUGUUUCAAAGAGAUUUAUGAACAACAAUGGCCUCAUAGUCUUUGCCACUGGUGCCUUAGGAGCUCCAAAAUAUUGAAACAAAACCAAUCAUUAGCGUUCAGCUGACUGAAUAUUGAAAAACCCAUAAUACUCAAACCUAAUAUUAAGCAAUUAUUGGAAGAGAUUUUUGUGAUAUCCAGAAUAAUCAAGGUCGAGGCAGGGAUUAUCUACCGAAGCCGAUGCCUGACGCUGGAACCUUGACAGAGACCUUGAUUAUUCUGGAUAUCACAAAAAAACCGAAUAUAAUAACUGUUUUAUUAUACACUGAGCGAAAAAAAAAUUGGUCACGAUAGUAAGUGGAACUGAUAAUUUAUUUCUAAACGUGUAAAAAUAUAUAAAUCAGCAGGCAACACAAAACGCGUGAACUUGAAGUGAUUACCCUGAGAAAUCAAGGACCUUCAGUGUCCUUGACAUGAUUAUUGUAUAAUCUGCGGCUAGAUGACGUCCUAAGCGCGGAUUUCGAAAAUUCACUAUACGCUUUCGGCCAAUCAGAAAAGAGAUAGUGAGUUGAAUAAUGAUAGUAAUUUCACCACUGAAAAUAUUAAACCAUUGAUAAUUGCAGACAUUUGAACCACAAUUCAAUCACGAGAAUUGAAAAGAACUCGUUUUCCAAGCUCAAGACGCUGAAGAAAUUGUGAGUACAAAAUUUAUUGAAAAAUUCUCAUAACGUUUUAAUGCUCGUGCAGAUUUGACCAAGAAAGGUUUGUUUUUCUUGUUUGAAAUAGAUAUAUGCAAAACAAUGGCCUCAAGUACAUCGCUCCUGGUGCCUUCGACGGGCUUGAUUUGAUCGAUUUGUAAGUAUCACCUUGCUUUCAAACUCCUUUUUUUUAACGCUGCCGUUCUUGCUCAGAUCAACUGUUGUUAUUGUUCCAGCGAUUUCGUAGAAAAAUUAAGCUUUGAAUUGUAGCUCCGGUUUCCUUAAAUUUGCCCACACCUUAGUCAACCGUCGAGCGCUUUAAGGGAUUCAUUUAAGAGUUUAACGGCAUGCAUUUGAAGCAAAAAAUGAAAACAUUUCAGCUUUAACGAAAGGCCUUCAAACAAGCUUAAACUCGUGGUAAAAGGUGAACAUUUACCCAGUUUCUCUGAAAAUUCUUUGCGUCACCGAUUCUUGAGCUCCUUGAAGAGUGCGUUUGAUCAACUAUUUGGGCCUAGUUCACAAAAGCGAUACAAGAACGAAGAUCGUUAUUCUAAGCGCCAUUCGCACCUUUCUAGGCAUGUGAUGAAGGGUAUGUCUAUGACUGGGAAUAUAAAAUCUUGCUUUGUAAACGCAAACAUUAUAAUCGAUAGUAUCGUUCAUUCAUUUUAAUUCUAACCAAUGAAAGUCUUGGUACUGGUAAUUUGCAGCUUGUGACAUUUUAAGAUGGUUAUAACACCGGAGGAGCUUUUUAUACCUAUGUUGCCCGUUUAGAUCAUAACAGCGCAACCCGAUUAAGAUCAUUAAAUCGCAUAAGUGGAACCAAACUUUAUGCAUCGCUAACUCUUGUGAUUUGAUUUCACAGGCGCCUGCAAGAUAACAAUCUCGAGGAAAUACCUGCGUUUCAAAAGCCUUCAAAAAUUACUACCCUGUAUGUAUUAUAAUUUUUUUUCUUUUGUGAGUGAAUUCUACGGUGUGUGACCGUACCUUAGCAAAAAGCGCCCAAUCACUUUUUCAAACUUUGAAAUUUGGUUAUAACUCAUGGAAGAUUUUUUGCAUAUCGCCUGGGGGGGGGGAGAUUUUUGGUUUGUCUCGAUAAAGUUUACUUGAUCUCCCCAUAAGGUUGUGAUGUUUUGAUGAUUUCAACCUCAUUGGCAGUUAAUUGGCAGACAUUCUUCCACAAUCAUUCUUAAAUUUGGUUGGCGACUACUGAUCUCCCAAUCGGUCCCCCCUGAAAACAAUGUGAUCCCAAAAAUACUUUACCCGACCCCCUCUGCGAUAAAUUUCGACUCGGUCCCUAAAAGCGCAAACUUAAUUUAUAUACUUUAUUUUAAUACCUUGGGAAGCUGUUUUGUGGUACGAACAGCUAGUAGCUAUUAGUUAGUAGCCACCUCUGUUAUGAUGUAUAUAAUUUUAUAUGGAUUGACCCCUAAAUAUCGACGAUCUCGAUUUGUAUUCCGAAAUGAUGUUACUUCAUACCCACUGAAGAAUUCUGGGAAUAAAUUGGCUGUUCCGCAACCCCGCCCCAACUAUUUGAAGAGAAGUUUUUCCUACAGAGUUGCUUUCCCAUGAGCUCCGAUCAACAGUUUCUUUAAGCGAGUUCAAUGGUAAAGUGCGUUAUUAUAUCUUUUGAUUAAAACACGGCAUCCUAAAAAUGCAGCUUUAAUGAUAUAAUAGGUUUUUAUUCUAAUAAUACAAUAUUAAUCAUUAGUUAGUUUAGCUAAGCAGUAUUAGCUAUUUUUCACUCUUAGAUUAUGCGGAAGGAUUUUACCCUGAAUAAACAAAGUUAUCUAUCUAUGUGGUGACCGUUUUGAAUUAGUUUACGCUCUCUGUGUCAAUAUUUUCCACGCAUCUUAAGCCAUCUCUGUGCCAUCUCUUAAGUUCUAAGUCGCUGCUACUUUCUUACAGAGAUUUGUCCUCAAACCCAAUCAUGAAACUUGAUGCCAAAGCGCUGGGACUGCAUCAUGAUCUCGUCAGUCUGUAAGUUGACCAUACUGUGUAUUUUUUUAACUCUACGCCUUUCGACCGAGGAACCAGAUCUGCCAACGAUCUACGAGCUUUUAAAAGACUCCUAGUUGGCAAUAUCUCUUGCGAUAAAACAACGCCAUUUUGAUGUGAAUACGGAAGAUCUGGGUCUAAUAAGGGAAAUUAUAACUAGAAAGCCAAAUUGAUAAUUUCAUCUUUUUAACGAUUCCCCGGGAACCCCCCACUUCUCUCCCCAUCCACCCACCCCCCACCCCCCAACCCACUCCCCACCCAGUCCCCAACCCAGUCCCCACCCCCAACCCACCCCCACCCCCAACCCAGUCCCCACCCCAACCCACCCCACCCCCAACCCACUCCCCACCCCCAAACCCAACCCCCAACCCACCCCCACCCCCAACCCACUCCCCACCCCAACCCACCCCAAAAACCCAUCCCCCCCCCAUCUCCAACUCACCCCCAACCCACCCUCCUCAAAAACGAUUCUUACCGUUGAGUUACUUUCCUUCUAGAUAUUUGUCCCAAACAAGGAUUACGACCCUGAAGAACAGAGUUUUUGUCAAUAACACCCGACUUCAAACCUUGUAAGUACUGAACCGUUUUUCAAUUGAGUAACUGCUGCUUUUGUUUUGAUUUACAUCGCUUUGAUUGGUGCAGAAAAUACGCGCCACUCCCUCAACCAAUCAGAUGCAAAACUGAAAACAAUCACGACUUGGUUGCUCGGGAUUUCCGGCGCUUGAGGCAGUUUCGUCGGUUUUACUUUGAGUUCACGUUGGCUCUUAACCCUUUACAUUCUAACAUCAGUAAGCAUAUUCUCCAUAACACUCACUAGACAUAUCUUAGGGUUCUGACAAGGAGAAUUUGUGCAAAAAUGAAGAGCUUCUUAAGUUGAUGAUCAUCUCCUUUAUUCUCAUGACCUAAAUGUUUGAUUCCAGGAUGAUGUAAGGAGAAAUUAGAUUUUAGUCACUCUUAGGCGUUGCGAUUACUUUAGCUUUGGGUUUCGUCACUCAAUCGAAAAGCACUCUAUUACCGUUUAUAAAAAUCAUUACAAGACUCUCUUUUACAAGGUGUCGUGCAAAGGAAAAAAAUUAGCAAACACACUUUUCUUUGAAAGAAUCUAAAAGUUCCUUAGAUAUGAUACACUACUGGAUAAAUCUUCAUUUUUAUCUAUUUUUUUUUUAAUCUUUACAAAAAUAAAGCCAUUCAUGGCUUUCGGAAUACCCGAGAAACAGAAAGAGAGUACUGAAAGAAAGUUAAAUUCUUUCCUCCGUAAAAGAGAAAAAACGAGUCUUUCAACAAAGGUGGAAAAAAGAAAAAAAGAAUGCCACGGAAGGCCAUGGGGCAUAUUUAGUAAACUUCUUCAAUGAUUCUAAUUCAAAAGAGUACAUUGAUAAUUCUGCCUUUGGCAGACAAUCUCCCUUCAAAUAUUUAUGGCUGAGAUUCGUUAGGAGGGUGGGGUGACUUCAGGAAAACUGAUUCCAGUUCACUCCCCCUUCUCCCCCCCCCUCCACAUGUAAUAUAAUUUUCUUAUCUCGUCCCUGUUAACAGAAGGUUCAUAGGAGAAAAUCUGAAAGAAAUACGUCCGGAGGCUUUCAAAGGACCACAGCUCAUAGAGUUGUAAGUUUCGAUGUGAUACAUAAAUAUCUUAAUACAUCGAUUAAUUCGGAGCUUUUACAUUUUGCCCCUUUCCCCCCCCCCCCCCCCCUCUCUAGGCAGCCCACGGUAUUUAACUGUGAUUUGUGCACGCAGGAUGUGAAAUUUGGGCAUUGCUUGGGUGGGGUAGGGUGGGGAAUUUAAAUCCGAACUGUCUCUUUAUCUUUUAAAAUAAAAGUGUUCGAGGGUAAAAAGUUCACUUUCGUGAGCAGAUGGCUCAAAAGAAAAGAUCUAAAAGAAGAUCACGAUUGCUAAUCUUGCCCUUUACAAAAAGGAACAUUUACGAUCAAACCAGGGAGUUGGGUGGAGCAUUUGAACACAAUUUUGGCCCCAAAGGACGCGAAUAUGAACGAACCAUUCUUCAAAAGUUCAUAUGUUUUGAGGGGGGGAGGGGAGGGGGAUGUUGAAGCUUCGAAUUGAUCGGCGCAUUACGGAUAAGAAACCGAAUGCAACCUGUUUGAACUUGUUGGGUUUAUAAAUGUUUGGUUGUAAGAUUUGCCUUGUUAGAGUUUUCUCAGGUAUACUUCGUAAGAAGAACGAGACACCGUUUGGAACAGGCAAAAUGAAAACAACGACAAUAACAAAUCAACCAGCAAUAACAAAAUGAAACGUAAACAAUGUGCACGGAUAUUUCUGCACGGAUAUUAAAGAAUUGGUUCAUGCUUAGCGUGCGCUUAUUCCUCUUAGGGCCUGUUUACAUGGAGGUGGGGGACCCCAGGUAGGUGAGGUAACCUGCCUAAGUGGGGUAGCCCGCCUUUCCAUAUAAUCUCUCAUUUUAUCUGAUCACGUUUACAUGAUAGGUGGGGUAACCCGCCAAGGCGGGUUGCCCAGUCUGCCAGCUGGGGUGACCCUGUCAGCCGGGGUGACAAUUUGCCAUGUAAACGUCUCAAGGCGAGGUAACCCGCUUAGCCGGGGUCGCGUUCAUUGCAAAAAGUUCAAGAACUGAACACGUAUGUUUUAAAACUUUGUACAUUUCCAAACCGUCUCAUGACAGAAAUCACCAGAAACCGCAACGGACACACAAGGAGUGUAAAAUGUUCACAUUUCGGAAUAUUUAGCGUUGUAAAUCGACCAUAUUUCGUUUCCCAAACCAUUCCUUAUAACGUAUUAAGUCUAACCUAACACCGCGUAACAUAACGCGUGACGCUUUCAUGAAUAAAUACAUACAUGUCCGAGAAUUAAUCUUUCGUCUUUCUUGAGAUGUGAGCUUGGGACGCCUACGCUCAAACUCCCUGCAAGCGCAACAACAACCUUAAGAAACCUCACCCCAGCACCCCGGAGUUUGAAGAGUGCAUGUAAACGCGUUUUAUUUUUCUACUGCGGCUAGGCGGGUUACGUCACCUACCUGGGGUUCCCCACCUCCAUGUAAACAGGCUCUAACACGAUUAACGUUCCGUUUACUGCUUGGGAUGUUCACUUUUCAUUGUUCUUUGGUGCGAAUUCAUUAACAAAAAAAUUCCCCUUCUAUAACAACAAAAAACACUCGGGACUCCUUGUAAAUUUUCUAAAUGGGUAUCACUAAAUCAUUAUUCUCUUGUUAUAGCUGGACAUUUCGGUCAGAAACUUAAAUUUAUUUGAUCGCUUAUUAGAAAAAUAGCAGGUUUUCCUUUUUUAAAAUUUGUCAAAGAUGUUUUUACGGCAAUAAUACACCCUAAGCCAGCAAUGGGCUCUUGUCUAUGCCUAGUUAAGAAAAUUUGGGUAACUAAAUAUUUGUACAACACGGUGAAAAGUUUCUUUGAUUAUUUUGCAGAAAUUUGCAAGAAACUGGGAUCAAAUAUCUGCCAGGUGAUGGGCUUGAGUUCUUGAAGUAUCUCACAAUCAAAGGAGCACGGAAGCUAUGGGAAAUACCAAUCGUCCAUUUUGACAACCUAGACACAGCAAGUGUGGAAUACGCCUUUCAUUGCUGUCUCAUUAAGACUAAACGUGACUCGCGUAACGUGAUGGCCACUAGAUCGAGUGUUUCAUCGUCUCCUACCGUCAAGCCGUGUAAUGUGACAGCUAAUAGAACGACAACUACAGCACGUCCAACCACGACAGAUCCCUUUGGUGGUAUCGUCGGACCAAAACGCAACAACACGGAAAUUCCAACUGAAUCAUGCUACGAUGGGACCAAAAAUGUUAACACUCGCCCGACAGGGUCGACGGAUGCACCGUUUACUUGCGUUUCAGAGCAAAAAAAUGACACGUUCAACCCGUGCGGUGAUUUACUGGCUACGAACGCGUUGCGCGUUUCUUCCUGGGUGGUGCUGGUCCUCGCUCUCUUCGGGAACUCGUUCAAACUAUUUGUUCUGUUGCUGAGUAAACGCAAAAUCUCCAUCACCAGGAUCCUGAUGUGUAACCUGGCUUUUGCAAACCUCUGCAUGGCUGUGUUUUUGUUGAUGAUCAUAAGCGCCGAUAUGUAUUCCUUGGGCGAAUACCAAAACUUCGCUAUGCGGUGGCAGUUCGGAACUGGUUGCAAAAUCGCCGGAUUUGUAUCGAUUUUCUCCACAGAGCUCUCUGUCUUUGUGUUGACGAUCAUCACUGUGGAGAGAUACUUCACCAUCGUCCAUCCUCUUAAGGUUAACAAACAUUUGAAUACGAAGCAGGUUAUUAUACUCAUAGGGGUGGGGUGGACGUUUUCUUUGACAAUGGCAAUCCUGCCGCUGGUAGGGGUGAGUAGUUAUCAACAGGUGGCAAUAUGUCUUCCAUUUGAUGUGAAAAACACUCUGUCAAAAGUUUACGUUACGUUUCUUUUAUCAACGAAUGGAAUGGCGUUUUUCUUCGUGCUGUUUUGUUACGGUAGAAUGUACUGCAGUCUCGGAGGAUCUGUGCCUGGCGCGUGCGUGGACCGUGUGGAGAGUCGCGUUGCCCGAAGAAUGGCGAUGCUUGUGAUUACAAACUUCGCAUGCUGGUUUCCAAUUGCACUUGUCAGUCUUGUAGCUGUUUAUGGAACAACUUUGAUAGAUUUGAAAACAGCGCAGUUUUUCUUGAUCUUCGUUUACCCAAUCAACUCCUUCACAAACCCUUAUCUCUACGCCAUAGGAACGAAACACUUCCAGAUGGACGCACUGGAAAUCAUAGACCGUCUUGGUAUUUGUAAGUCAGCGGUAGAAAAAUUAAGCGGUAAGCUACGAGAUCAACUUGAGACGUUACCGAACUCGUCCCGAGGAGUUACCGGAAGUAAAAUAAGUCUCAGCUCCUCUCGGUCACCGCACCAUUCGCCUGGAGUAUCGCCAAAGAGCAGUUUUCGUAACGAGGGCCGUCAUAGCUCUUACAGAAGCCGCAACGAGAGUAUGAGAAGUAACAGUAGCAACUUCUGUUCCAACUCAUCGAGAGAAAGCCAAACUUGUUCACCGUGUAAUUUUUUAACAAUUCCAUUGAUUUAUAGGAAAAGCUAUGACCAGGACCGGGAGAAAGAGACAGCAGACUCCAUAUCAAGUGUUAAUAUGAAGAACAAUGCAAUCGAAAGGACUUCCUUCCAGUCGCAAAACUCUGAUUCUGAACAGGAUAAGAUUUCCGCGCGUAGACAAUCCGCCAAAGAAGUUGUUCUGGAUGGGCAGAUUGCCUAUCAUUUGAAUAGAGCAGCGUGUAAAAACAGGGACAGUGAUGAUGUUGAGGCGCUGAUGUCUCUCGAGUCUGACACAAGCGAUGUUAAUAAAAACACAGAAGACACAAAGGACCACCUUUACUCGCAGAUGCCGGUUGUUAUGGUGACGACCUGUUAAUGUUGCUAUUGAUAGUGAUAUUAAAUUCAGGGGACACACUUGGGAUAAGAAAAAGUGCGCCCUUCAAAGAUAGGACCAUUAUUGUUUUUCGGUUGAGACUAAAGGCCGAAUAAGAUAGCGUAAAUGGAUCAAUAUCAGUAUCUGGGCAACUGGUCACCUACCCCUCCCCUAACUCAACAACAGUCAAUUGACAACAAGUUAAGGCUAAUGUUGGGUUAGGAGAGGGGUAGGUGGGCAGUUGCCCAGAUACUGAUAUUGAUCCGCGUAAAUCUCGUUCCAAGGCUCUUCUCUUGCCCCUCCUGGUACGAAGUUGAGAUGGUGGUGGCACAAAAUCUCCUCUUUCACUGAAUUUUCCAAACGCUUAUUGAAAAAGAGACAUUGAUAAUAUCAAAAGAAGUUAUCCCGCCCCCUCUACCAUGAACAAAUACAACUUCAACAAUAACAAAUCU